GUACGUUUCAUCUGAUUUCCAAAGUACAGUUCGGAAUUCAAAUGGCUGCUCGGUGACUGGCUACCGGCUCGUCCAAAAACGGCUAACACGCAGGCACUCGUCGUCAUCUGGGAAGGUUGGCUUGCGAAUUCAUUUAUGCAAUUUGAUAUUAACCUUCCGAAAGCCUUGUUGCACUGGUAGAAAUUUCCAAAGUACUCCACACGCCUUUUCUUCACUAAGCAAGAAUACAUUUCCACUUUAAGCGGGCGAUGUCUUGUUUCCCCUUUCGCUCCGAGCAAAGUCCAUCGUCCCUUAACGUGGGCCAUAAGACUCCUAGUAAAAGCACCUAGUCCCUUUAAUGAACGCCUAGAAAGGGUGUGUACGAAAAGGAUAUUGUCCGGUUAGAACACGUUCUCAUUUUAUGGUUAAUCCCAAAAUAAUUUAUUUAUGCCCAUGCCUCUUCAUUGCUUCUCCCAUGGACGCUUUUCGUUAAGGCCUGUCGUCACACUGGGGUUUAAGUCGAGCAUAAGGACACCUCAAUAUCAAAUUGCCCGAGUAUUGCAGACUGCCGCUUUCGAUUCCACUUUACUCAAUUACAGUACUAAAGCUUACAACAUUCCUCUUAAAUCCUUCCCAAGACUUCAAUCACUGUCCGACAACUUCAAUCCAAGACUGCUCAAUUCAAUGGCUUCUCUCACAACUACUCAAACGCGUUCGCAUGCGGGCCACUCUCACCACCAUCACCAUCAUGACAAUACGUACCUUACCUCGACGAAUAAGAACGAUGCCGGUGUGCGAAUUACGCGGAUUGGACUUUAUUCGAACUUGGGCAUGGCGGUUGCCAAGGGAGUAGGAGGGUACAUGUUCAAUUCUCAGGCUAUGUUGGCAGAUGCCUGGCAUAGUGUUACCGAUCUUGCCAGUGAUAUCCUCACGUUGGCGACAGUUUCCUGGAGUCUCAAACCUCCAACUGAGCUUUUUCCAACAGGUUUUGGAAAGGUUGAGAGCUUAGGAUCAUUGGGUGUUAGUGGCAUGCUUCUUUUCGGAGGGAUGUUCAUGUGCUUGAAUAGUUCUGAAAUCCUGUAUGCGCAUUUCUUCUUGGAUGCCCAUGCAGCCGCAGAAGCUGCCGCACAUGCGCAUGGACAUAGCCAUAGCCAUGGGCCAUCACUACCUAGUUUACACGCUGCUUGGUUAGCUGCCGGUACAAUUGUCGUCAAGGAAUACCUAUACCAAGCAACGAUGAAAGUAGCACGAGAAAGAAAGAGCUCCGUUCUAGCCAGUAAUGCGAUCCAUCACAGAGUUGACUCCCUCACCGGUAUCGUUACCCUUUUCGCGAUUCUCGGAGCAAAUUUCCUACACGAGGCAGCUUGGUUGGACCCUGUUGGAGGAUUCCUCAUCUCAUUACUCGUGAUUAAGGCUGGAUGGGGCAAUACUAUAUCAGCGCUAUAUGAAUUGGCAGAUAGGGGAAUCGACGCCGAGGUCAAGGAGUCUGUCACAAAAGCGGUCCAAAAGAGUCUACUCAAUCUUACAGAAGGGUCAGAAGUGGAAUUACGAGAAGUCGAGGGUGUUAAAUCCGGACAGAACUUUCUGAUAGAGCUUCAACUUGCCGUACCUAAGGCGUGGACAGUUGAGGAUGUUAGAGAAGUAGAGGAUAGUGUCAGGCAAAUGGUUGGCUCAAAGGUUCGAGGUGUUCGACGAGUGAAAGUACGCUUUGUACCAAAAGAUGAAGCCAAACCUUCCCUUUUCGAUGAAUUCAUCAGUGGAGAUGUGAGCCCACGAGAAAGUCCUGAGCCUGAAUUGAAUGAUCACGACCACGAUCACGAUCACAAUGGACACGCCCAUAGUCAUGACGCCAAGAAGACAUUAUAGACGUUAUAGAAGAUCGUAUGAACAUUCAUCAUUUGGAGUUUGCAUGGAAUUGGAGCUGGCGUUAGGGAUGGGCGGUAGGACUUCAUGACAAGUCUUUGCAGAGGAUCAAUUUGGCGCAGGGGGUGAAAUUUCGACGAGUUUGUACUCUUUGCAAUGUAUCAAAAUUUAUAGAGCCAUUAUGAUGGAAACUGAUUGUCUGCUUUGAUUGGUGCGCAUCUAAACACCCGAACCACUUGAAUUUGUGGCUUUCAUUCAGGCUAAAUGUGGAUACUAUUCCAACGUCAACUUUUACUAAUCUUCCCUUUCUCCAUAACCCCA
This is a messenger RNA of Botrytis cinerea B05.10, 2163 nucleotides long. RefSeq lists its product as hypothetical. Gene Ontology annotation, cellular component: membrane. Bases 664 to 1845 code for a protein of 393 amino acids. Gene Ontology annotation, molecular function: monoatomic cation transmembrane transporter activity. Gene Ontology annotation, biological process: monoatomic cation transport; transmembrane transport. NCBI's taxonomy places the organism in Eukaryota, Fungi, Ascomycota, Leotiomycetes, Helotiales, Sclerotiniaceae. The transcript is spliced from 2 exons. The record is from RefSeq and is a predicted model, not a curated record.